AUGUCUCUGUUCGGAACAUCGCCCGAAGAGCCUUCCGCGGUGACCUCCACCCAGAGGUCCAAAUCCUCGCUCUUCGCAGACGAAUCCGCCGGCGGCUCCUCCCUCUUCGCGGAUGAUGACGGCGACGAUAGCUCCGCCACUCCCUGGAAUCAGAACAAUACAGCCAAGAGAACCGCUCGCCGCGAUCUGGUCCGCACUUUGCUUCCUGCCACCGAUGUUCCCGAGAGCUAUGUCGACGCAUACGAUCUGAUACUCAACAGCGGGGAUAGAGUCGACUCAGGCGUCGGACUGACCUCGAUUAGGGAGAUCCUGUCAAGCAGUGGCCUGACUGCCUCCGAUCAGGGCAAGAUCCUCAAUCUGGUCGUGUCUGGUGACCACGAGAGCUCUGGUGGGCUAGGUCGCGCAGAGUUCAAUGUGUUGCUGGCGCUAGUUGGCCUCGCGCAAGAGGGAGAGGAUCUAUCUUUUGAUUCCGUCGAUGACCGUCGCAAGAAGCUUCCACAGCCUAAUAGCGGUUUCCUUGACCGGUUACGAACAUCGAACAACGCGCCCUCUGAUACCGCGAACGAACGACCAACCACACCCCCAACCCAAGUAGCACCGAUACAAGAACCGAACUCGGCACGGUCUCGACGCACACGACGGGAGUCAUUGGGUUUGGGCGGCGGCUUGGAAUCGGAUCCCUGGGGAAGCCCGGAGCUCCAUCGGAAUCACAACCAUGAAACCGUCCCGACCGAAGAGCGCGUUAUAAAUGGCUUCGGAAGCAUGCGCUCUCCAAGUGCUGCAUGGUCUGGCCGGGUAGUCGACGAGACCAGCCGGAGCGAAGCACCACAACAGGAGCAUACCAACGGUCGAAGUGACGCGGCGCCGCCCAGCAGCUCUGGGUCUGGCUGGGGAGUUAACAUGGGCGGGCAACCCGGAGAUGAUGCAUUUGGUGCGGGACAGCGCCCGGCCCUCGGUGGCUUCGGGCCUCCCGGCGACGACCCCGGCGACAUCGCACCUCGGCGCCGGUCCAUGGGUCUCUCACGGACUACAAACCCACAGGUUGAAGAAACCGUCGCGAUUACCCUCCUUCCGGAGAAAGAGGGCAUGUUCAUGUUCCAACAUCGAAACUACGAAGUCAAGUCGGCGCGACGAGGGAGCACGGUCGUGCGGCGGUACAGCGACUUUGUCUGGCUCUUGGAUUGUCUUCAAAAGCGAUUCCCCUUCCGACAAUUGCCCCUUCUCCCGCCCAAGCGCGUGUCAGUGAAUGGUACUCAUCUAUCAGCGGAUUCAACUUCUUUUCUGGAAAAGCGCCGCCGUGGGCUCAUUAGGUUUACCAAUUCUCUCGUCCGACAUCCUGUCCUUGGCCAGGAACAGCUGGUGAUCAUGUUCUUAACUGUUCCUACGGAAUUGUCAGUAUGGCGCAAGCAGGCCACAAUCUCCGUUCAGGACGAGUUUGUUGGCCGUGCUCUCCCACCGGACUUGGAGGACUCUCUGCCUGCCACACUUGAUGAAACCUUCGAAACCGUCCGCAGCGGUGUUCAACGAUCCGCGGAAAUCUAUAUCAACCUGUGUACUCUGCUCGAGCGACUGGCCAAGCGGAAUGACGGCCUGGCUGCCGAUCACCUGCGCUUCUCUCUGGCUCUGCAAUCUCUGACCGAGGUCACCAAGGACACCUACUCGAUUGACACCAAUGAUGUCCCAUCUCUAAAUACCGGCAUCACGGCGACCGCGCGACACCUUUCUGCUAGCCAGAGCCUGCUAGAGGACGAGGGGCGAGCCUGGUCCGAGGGAGUUCUCGAGGACCUCAAGCGCCAGCGGGACGUUCUGGUCAGCGUGCGGGAGAUGUUCGAUCGGCGGGAUAGAUACGCCCGAAACAAUAUCCUGCAGCUCGAACGCCGAAUCGAGGCCAGUGAGCGCAAGCUGCAGGACCUGCGGGCCCGACCAACCGGGACGGCGAAGCCGGGCGAGAUCGAAAAAGUGGAGGAUUCUAUAUUCAAGGACAAAGAGUCAAUCGUGCAGCAGCACGCGCGGGGCGUGUUCAUCAAGGAAUGCCUCCGGGACGAACUCAUCCACUUCCAGCAGAGCCAGUACCACAUCAGCCGCCUGCAUCAGGACUGGAGCCAGGAGCGAGUCAAGUAUUCUGAAUUGCAGGCGGACAACUGGCGACGACUGAGCGAUGAGGUAGAGGGGAUGCCGACGGGAGAGUAGAAAUUGAAGUUGGGCGUACAUACGGGCUUCCUUUUUGAGGCACCGAAACCCGAACAGCGAGGAUUUUUGGCCACGCGCGGGGUGCGCGAUCCCCGAAUUGCACUUGAGUUUU
Molecule: messenger RNA, 2302 nt
Organism: Penicillium cinerascens
Lineage: Eukaryota; Fungi; Ascomycota; Eurotiomycetes; Eurotiales; Aspergillaceae
Gene: mvp1
Product: sorting nexin Mvp1
Exons: 5
Coding region: 1-2190 (729 amino acids)
Biological process (GO): retrograde transport, endosome to Golgi; protein targeting to vacuole
Cellular component (GO): endosome
Molecular function (GO): phosphatidylinositol-3-phosphate binding
Source: RefSeq, a predicted model, not a curated record